AACACCAUGAGUCCAUGACUUCUGCCGAUUCAAGUCGGGUAUAAGAUCAAGGGCAAUGUUUGUCGCUGACUUUCAGAUCAUAACAUCUAACCACCAUAUAACCAUAACCAUGAAUUACCUAGCUCUAGCGGUGAGCGCCAUGUUCGCGGCCAUACCAGGAGUAGCCGCAAGUUGUUCACCACACUACUACUCGCUCAGCCGUACACCCUCAUCGCCAAUCUCACAACCUCAUGUCCCUCAGUUUGUCAGCUACUCCUUUGAGCCGGCCUUCUGGGUCGAGUUCUUUGGCGAGCCAGACUCGCCCAGGAACCUCACCUUCACUCUCCUGAGCCACCUGUACCAGCGUGGGGCAAGGCCCAUAAUACGUGCCGGGGGCAUUACCAUGGACAGCAUGGUCUUUGACGCCAAUCAAAAAGAAUCUGUCGUGCGGACUGAGAAUGAGAAAGGUGGGAUAUACAGGACCACGAUCGGACCAGCAUUCUAUGACGCGUGGAACAACUUCCCCCGCGGCACAACCUUCGUCUCGACGCUCAAUUUCGGCAACAACUCGGUUGACAUUGCUCGGGGGCUCGCGAAUGCUUCGUACACAUAUCAGCGGGACAAGAUCGUCUACUACGAACUGGGCAACGAGCCCACAAACUACCCAACCAGUCGCUGGAACCGCAGCACCCAGGCCUACGUUGCACAAUGGCAAGACUUCACCCGGCAAAUCGACCUCGCCACGAACGGCACCAGCCAUGGGAAAUGGUGGGCGUCCAGCGCCACGACCGACGUGACGGGCCUCCACGUCCGCCCCAGCGACCUCAUACCCGCGGGGAUCAACUCAACAGGCCAAGUCGGGCAGUACUCGAUCCACUCGUACGCCUUCGCAACAUGCGACCCGGCACGGGAGCGGCGGGCGACCAUCAGCAACCUGCUCAACCACACGGACCUGGCGCGGUACGCCGACGACGAGAUCUAUCCCUCCGCCAAAGCCGCCAUGGACUCGGGCGCCGAGUGGGUGAUUGGGGAGUUCAACUCGAUCGCGUGCAGCGGGAAACCCAACGUGUCGGACACCUUUGCGCAGGCGCUGUGGACCGCCGACGUCGAGCUGCUCUACGCCGUGCGCAACGCCACCAGCGUGCAUCUCCACCAGGGCGCUACUUUGGUGUUUCAGUCCGACCAGCAGCUCAACACCCCCGGCGACGACGGCACCCCGGGCUUCAGCAGCUACUCGCUCCUGUACCCCAUCGACUCGUCCAAGCGCGGGCCCGCACGUGUGUUGCCAGUCUUUGUGUCGCAGCUGCUGGUGACUGAGGCAUUGCUGGAGGGUGGCUCGGAAAGGAAGAGGAUCGCGGCGCUGCCGACCCCGCAGGGGCUGGCUCAGAGUGAAUUCUCUGCGUAUGCCAUCUUUGGCGAAGGAGAAGAGUUGGAGAAGCUGGUCAUUCUGAACAUGAAGCCGUUCUAUGCGGGACAUGCAAGCCCACCGGGGGUGGUCUACCUUGAUAUUGGCAAGCACGACGGUGCAGCGGUCAAGCGGAUGACUGCACCCUCGGUAGACGAGAAGGACGCAGCCAAGGUGACGUGGGCGGGACAGUCGUUUAGGGACGGAUUUGCUGCCGGAGAGCUCCAGGUGGAGGAACUGGGAAGAAAUGAGAAGGUAUGGAUCCGAGACAGUGAAGCAGUUCUCGUUACAUUCAAUAGGGCUGGCCUUCAUUCCCUGAAUGGGAUGCAGGGAGCAAAAGGUCAUUGAUUUGCAAAAAUAUGGUACUUCCAUUUACUAGUGCAUUCCCACCCAAGUUCAAGUACCAUUUUACGUGGGGAAACCGGUUCCGCUCAGACGGUCGCAAACGACUGUGUAGUCCACAUUGCCAAGGCUUAUACCAUCGUACGUAGGGUUCUGGAACUAGA
This is a messenger RNA of Canariomyces notabilis, 1890 nucleotides long. Its product is annotated as glycoside hydrolase family 79 protein. Gene Ontology annotation, molecular function: hydrolase activity, hydrolyzing O-glycosyl compounds. Gene Ontology annotation, biological process: carbohydrate metabolic process. The record is from RefSeq and is a predicted model, not a curated record. Bases 110 to 1732 code for a protein of 540 amino acids. NCBI's taxonomy places the organism in Eukaryota, Fungi, Ascomycota, Sordariomycetes, Sordariales, Chaetomiaceae. The transcript has a single exon.